CGAAGCGGUUUACUUGACCGAAAUCGAACCUCACAGAAGCUACAGCGCUAGUCUCCAAGAGACUGCCUUUUUUCAACAAGUAGAAGGAGAAUACGUAUUCUCGACCCCUCUCGAUCAGGACUGAGUCAUCACCGUUGUGGCAUACCACAUGGUGAGGAUGCGCAGGGCAGAACAAGACUCUCCAGGUAUCAAGUUGUCACAGUGAACCGAUAAUGCCGGGCCAGAACCGUGGGGACACUGCCGAGACAGCUCGACUAUGAAGCGCCCGAAGGUCAAAGGCUGUUACGAGUGCUCUCGCCGACGCAUUGACUGCGAUCGCGCCGAGCCAGAGUGUCGUAAAUGUCAGACGAAGGGAUUGAAAUGUAGCGGGCUAGGGAUAAGGUACCGAUUCAAUGGUGUCCAAGGGCCAAAAAGAAGAGCGGCUCCGAGUAUGGCGUCACGUGCAGAUCAAAGUGCUUGCAGGAUGCCCUUGCCCCAGGAGGUUCCAUGUUCCCAUAACUCGGGCACCAGGAUUCACGAACGCCGCCAUUCGGGAUCAGAAACCACUGCCCUUUACCCGUGUCAUCGGGCGGACUGGACGGGAGAAAACCAAUGCGAGGAAUGCCGCCCUGGGAUUUCGGAGGGUCGAUCCGAUCUCGCCUACGACAAGGACGUGAGUGACUUUGAAGAUGCGUCACAGCGGCUGGAUGGUCGCCCGCGCACGACUCCACUGUUCGAAACACUCGACCAUCUGGACGCUCCCACCCGGGAGUUGUUAUCAUACUUCUCGCUACACGUUGCGUCAAAGAUGGCUGUGAUUGAUCAGGGAUUCAACGGCUUCCGAGACUUGGUGCUCCCUCUUGCCGAGCAUGACCUCCUCGUACGCAGAGCAGUGCUGGUCGCAUCGAAUCAGCAUCUCUCGCUGCGUACCGGGGGGCUGAUCAAGCCGUGCAAGAGACUCUACAGCGAAGUUGUUCAAGGCCUGAUAGCACAGUCUCAUUUCAUCUCCAGGGCUGCAUCUCAGUUCGAGACCAGCCUGGUCGCAAUUCUGCUGUUGCUCACGACGGAGAUGAUCAUUGGCGGCGAGCAAUUUGGCGUCAUCUACGAGACGUUAAGGCGGCUGCUAUGCGCAGGUGCAGGCAGGUUCACUUUCGCCGAUACCGACUUGGGCAGAUUUCUCAAGAUUCAAACAUCGAGGUUUCAACUGUCCGCCGAGUCUCUGCUCAACGAGGUCGAGGGCGCCCUUUUCUUGUCCAGCCAGGCUGAAAAAUGUCUAGAGUUUCUUGACUUCUGUCUCAGCCUGCACCCUGAACACAAGGACGUCAUCAGCGAUCUGCAGAACAUGAUCCGGCAAGCGUGCCGUAUCUACGUGCACCGGGCCUUGGCGAAUCCGCCCGCCGAAUCCAUGGCCCACCUGGUCGAGCAAUUCAAGCGAACGGCAGAACGAAUCGAGCGGAAGGAGCUUGGACAACACGUCCUGACUUGGUCGUACUUCGUCGUCGCCGCGGAGAGCUCCAACGCCGAGCAUCGCAGAUACUUCGUCGAAAGGAUCAACGACCUUCAUCGCUUCACGGGGUUCCACAACACCAUCAGAGGACUACGACAGUUGGAGGGGAUCUGGAACAUGCAGUCAAGCACGCGGUGGACGGCACUUCUAGGCGGCCCAGCUCAGGUUCUCAUCAUGUGAAGACAAAUUUUUUUUAACAAAAAAAAAAUUAAAAUU
This is a messenger RNA of Verruconis gallopava, 1702 nucleotides long. RefSeq lists its product as uncharacterized. NCBI's taxonomy places the organism in Eukaryota, Fungi, Ascomycota, Dothideomycetes, Venturiales, Sympoventuriaceae. Gene Ontology annotation, cellular component: nucleus. Gene Ontology annotation, molecular function: zinc ion binding; transcription cis-regulatory region binding; DNA-binding transcription factor activity, RNA polymerase II-specific. The coding region runs from base 257 to 1666 and encodes 469 amino acids. The transcript is spliced from 5 exons. The record is from RefSeq and is a predicted model, not a curated record. Gene Ontology annotation, biological process: positive regulation of transcription by RNA polymerase II.